Saccostrea cuccullata (small rock oyster) is the source of this 955-nucleotide messenger RNA. Its product is annotated as carbonic anhydrase-related protein 10-like. Lineage: Eukaryota; Metazoa; Mollusca; Bivalvia; Ostreida; Ostreidae. The transcript has 7 exons. The record is from RefSeq and is a predicted model, not a curated record. The annotation marks the transcript as partial. Gene Ontology annotation, molecular function: zinc ion binding; carbonate dehydratase activity.
CAUCUUAUGGCGUAUAAUUCCGAUCUCUUCCAUAACAUCACUGCAGCAGAACGUGCACCAAGGGGUUUGACGAUUAUCAGUCUGUUUGUUAAGGCAAACCGAGAUACAACGCACACUGAAAUUAACAAAAUAACAAGUGCUCUCAGCAAAAUUCAAUUCAGAGGUAAUACAACUUUAAUAGAAGAACUCUCAAUUCAACGCAUCCUUCCAGAAAACCUACAAUAUAUGACUUAUGAGGGAUCCGUAACGCAACCCGGCUGCUAUGAAACGGUCACAUGGAUCCUUUUGAACAGACCAAUCUUCAUUGGGGAACACCAGUUAAACGCUUUAAGGACACUAAGGAGGGACACACCAGAGAACCCCCAGGCGUUUAUGUUCGACAAUGUUCGCCCCGUCCAGCCUUUACACAGACGAACCGUCAGAACCAACAUUAAUACGAAUAGCAAAUGUCCAAUCCGGAGAGAGGUCAGGUACAAGGUGAAUAAGAAAGUCAUAAAGCAAUAAAACAGUCGGAACUCAGACCAAAUCUACCUCAAUAAGAAAGACCAACAACUGCCCAGCACAAGUCUCCCUAGGUGACGUCCCAUUCCUGUUAUCCGCCGGUUGCCAAAUACUGACUAGUAUCUACUCCAUCUAUAACCACCUCCGGUGACCUUGUGUUUUCAUCGAUCCAUCAUUCAAUUUAACUUGGUGCUAUUUUUUAAAAUUAUUCUUUUAUUCAGAUUUUGUGUUUAUAUGUAAAAACCUUGCGAAUGUAUGUAUAUUUAGUCCUGAUAUUAAAAAAGAAAAAGCGUUUUUGAAGCUGGAAUGAACACUUCUCUUCCCUCCAGAAAGAUUAGAUUUCCCGGAAGUUGAUCAGUCAUUGAGGACCCCAUUGCUGUGAAUUUCUUAUUUGUAAGCAGAAUUCUCCUUUUGUACAAAAGCAGUGGAUUGUAAAUUAAAUUCGUUAGUAAUA